GUAUGAUAUCAUAGGAAUAGCAAAGACAUUUAAUAUAUAAAAGGCCACAUGCAAAGUCCUCUGCAUGAUCAGAGUCCUCUAAUCAGAGCAUGCCAAGAAAAAAGUCAGGUGGCUCUGGAAGGACCUGCUCCAGGUGUGGCUACACUAAGAACCCCAGCGGUUAUUGCCCAACCUGCUACCAGUUGAAGAAAGCCAGCAGCUCAAGUUGUACAGCUACAACUGGACAAAGAUGCUCCAAGUGUGGCCACACCAAAAACCCCAGCGGUUAUUGCCCAACCUGCUACCAGUUGAAGAAAGCCAGUAGCUCAAGUUGUACAGCUACAAGAGCUUUAGCCACAGCUACAACUGGACAAAUAUGUUCCAAGUGUGGCCACACCAAGAAUCCAAGCGGUUAUUGCCCAACCUGCUACCAGUUGAAGAAAACCAGCAGCUCAAGCUGUAUAGCUACAUGCAUGACAGCUGUAGCCACAGCUACAACUGGACAAACAUGCUCCACGUGUGGCCACACCAAGAAUCCCAGCGGCUACUGUCCAACCUGCUACCAGAUAAAAAAACAAGAUGAGAGACCCAUUACUUCGACCGCAACAAACAGCUUUGUGAGCUUGAUUGAUGGGGGGCUGCUAGGGGUGCACGAUGAAUCAGGGUACUACGAAAGAGAGAAGAUGGUGCACGGGGCUUCAGUAACAAGCCCAACCCGCUCAACUGAAGAGUACUCUACUACACCACGGAGGAGAGCAGACGAGUCCGGAUAUAUCAGCGAUACAGAUGGUGAUUCACUGGCACCCUCAAGAGAGAUGACAGCAAGCCCUGUUAGGAAGACAGCACCAACAUCAGCGAUCACAUUGAGAGCCUCAUCAAGUCCAGUGUUGUCGAUGACUACACAAGUUCCACACUUCCUGGUGUCCAGUCCGGUGUCGAUGAAUAAAAGCACACAAGUUCCACACUUCCUGGUUGACAGUGGCCUACAAAUAGAAUCGACUACCCUCAAGAGUGCUUUGCCUACAACCUCCAACAGUGCCGCAACACCAAAAGCAACUACAUCAACAGUACACCAAGCUACUGUAAUCAACCCGCAAACUACACCCAGCCCAGAAAAGCAAGCUACAUCUCUCACGGUGAAACAAGCUUCUGCGUGGGACAUAGACAGCGAGCUAUCUCCAACGACAACAGCCAGCCCAGAAGAGCAAGCUACAUCUCCCACGGUGAAACAAGGCCAAGCUUCUGCAGGUGACUUGGAUAGCGAGCUAGUUCCAACGACAACAGCCAGCCCAGCUAAAUCUCCCACGGUGAAACAAAACCAAGCUUCUGCAGGUGACUUGGACAGCGAGCUAGUUCCAAAUACCCUGGCUUCUACACCACCUACGGUUUCCCCGGCUAUCACUUUAACACUACUCUCUGAACAAAGUGGAGACUGGAACUACUUUAGCAAGCGUAUGAUUCAAACAAUGCCCAAGGCCACUAUUCAAGAAAUAUACAAGAUAUACAAUGAGGGGUUGAUCGAGAGAUACAAAUUUGCAAGAAAAAGAAUGCUUUGCAAAAACAGUGGCAACCUAAACGAGAUGAUACUAUUCCAUGGAACAUCUAACGUCUCACCUAGCAAAAUCAUCAACUCUGAAUUUGGAUUUGAUUUUCGAUACUGCACCAAAGGGCUGUGGGGAGUUGGUACAUAUUUUGCAAUGGACGCUAGCUACUCUAGUUCUUACAGCUAUAAGCCACCCGGGCAGGGGCAGAAAGAGAUGCUAGCUGCAUGGGUGCUAACGGGAGAAAGCUAUCGAUGUGAGCCAGACGAGAAACUCAGAAGGCCUCCAGCCAAAAGUGUCGAUGGAGAGGAGUACUACGACACUGUCUGUGGUCAUGUGGGGGGUAGUGAUGUGUACGUGGUGUAUGACCACGAGAAAGCAUACCCCAGGUACUUGAUCAGAUACACAACUGAUUGACUGAUGAAUUGUAGUUUUUUUUCCACCAUAGUCAAUGUCAUACAUACUUCUAUUGUUCAUGACAUUAUUAUGAUCUAUAGUCAAUGCCAAUUUUGUUCAUUUCUUGUUACUCUUUUGAAACAGAACAAUUUAAAAACAAGUUUGCCACUUCUA
Messenger RNA from Halichondria panicea, 2090 nucleotides. Its product is annotated as mucin-2-like. Bases 90 to 1937 code for a protein of 615 amino acids. Gene Ontology annotation, cellular component: nucleus. Gene Ontology annotation, molecular function: NAD+-protein mono-ADP-ribosyltransferase activity; NAD+ poly-ADP-ribosyltransferase activity. The record is from RefSeq and is a predicted model, not a curated record. Lineage: Eukaryota; Metazoa; Porifera; Demospongiae; Suberitida; Halichondriidae. The transcript has 3 exons.